Molecule: messenger RNA, 1819 nt
Organism: Hylaeus anthracinus
Lineage: Eukaryota; Metazoa; Arthropoda; Insecta; Hymenoptera; Colletidae
Exons: 1
Coding region: 24-1814 (596 amino acids)
Source: RefSeq, a predicted model, not a curated record
UUCCAAUACCAGGCGACUGCACUAUGUUCUACACUUGCGAGACAAACGACCAUAGCAUUUUUUUUCAAAAUAUUUAUAGGUGUCCAAGAAACAUGAUCUAUAAUCAAGAAACAGAAAUAUGCAGUCUUUUUUCAAUUUGUAAAGACAGGACAUUAAGUGCACUUCUAUCACAAUGUGUGCCUAACUCAGGAAGAAACAUGAGUCAGUUACAAAAUGGAGAACAAAUGGAGGAAAUUCAGAAAUCAAGUACUAAUACAUCUUCAAUUUGUGAAACAACCCCAUCUUUUGAUGUUACGUCUCCGACCGAUUCUACUAUUGAAGAGGUACCUCCUUCAUUCGUGAAAGAUGGCAAUAAUAUUAACAGUACAAAUUCGACGCAAGAUACUUCGGAUAUAAGCACGCUAAAUACGAUAGACUCUACUACCUAUUCAAGUAUAGAUGAGUCUACAGCUUCUGAAGAAAUGAGUACAUCUACAGAAAUGGAAACUACUGAAACAACAAUAAUGAUGUCCAGUUUGGGAGAGCCAGUAAGUCAAAGUGAAGAAUAUACUACAGCUGAAGCAAGUACUAUGGAUUCAGCAAGUACUACAUAUUCAACAACAAGUAUGGAUCAACUGACCUCUUCAGAAGAAACAAGUUCUUCUCCUGCAAUAGGAGCAAGUGAACCAUCCCUGCAAACUUCUACUUCUGAUGGAUCACUAUUGAAUGAAGAAAAUAGUACAAGUGAAACAAGUACUAUAUAUUCAACAAGUGUAGAUGAAGUGACCUCUUCAGAAGAAACAAGUACAUCUACUGAAAUAGGGACAACUGAACAACCAUUGCAGACUUCUACUUUACUAGGAUCACUUUUACAUGAACAAACAAGUACAACCGAAGCAAGUACUAGAUAUUCAACAACAAGUGAAGAUCAAGUGAUCUCUUCAGAGGGAACAAGUUCUUCUCCUGAAAUAGGUGCAAGUGAACCAUCCGUGCAAACUUCUACUUCUGAUGAAUCACCACUGAAUGAUCAAGAUAGUACAACUGAAGCAAGUACUACAUACUCAACAUCAAAUGUAGAUGAUACUACACCUUCCAAUGACAUAAGUACAUCUACUGAAAUGGGGACGACUGAAGGAGGUAUAAAAUCUGCUGUUCCAAAAGAGUUAAAUGGUGCAAAUAAAACAACUACCGAAACUGGGACAACUGAUGCUACGUCAACAAUUUCGUUGCUUGAUACGUCGACAUCUGUGUCUCCCGAGCCUAGGAAUGCAAAGAUUAUUACCGAACCUCCUGGGCUAGUAGGUGGUGCAUUGCCUUCUUUAAUUAAAUCAUCGACUUCUACAGAACAAACAACUUUGAAUGAUGUAACAACACGUGAAACGACUGUUUCCACUAGUGUAAAUGAUGAACCUUCUACCCUAAGUCAUACUACAUCAACUGAAAGUAACGUUGAAGAUACUAGGCAAACUUCUACUCUACCACCACAUCAGUCGAAUGUUGAUGAAGACGCAAGUUCUACUACUCGUCCCACAAAUUUACCAGCGGCAAACGAACCGUCACGUUUAUCAGAUUCUACAUUGAACUCAAAUUCUUCUAGCAGAGAAGUAAAUUUGAAGACAUGUCAGACACUGUUACAGCAGCAAGAUCUACUGUCAAAACAAAAUGAAAAUGUUCCAGGAAGACAAAACGUAACUGAAUCGCAAGCAAUGAAUCCUAGGCAAACAAUAUCAUCACAGAUUGCAGUGCCUCUAACGUCAGCACUAUUAAAUAUCACGGACAUAUUUGAGCAACGAAUGAGAGAUAUUUUUUGCAGGAUGUCUAAACUUUGUCCAUAGAAAAU